Molecule: messenger RNA, 2148 nt
Organism: Bombyx mori (domestic silkworm)
Lineage: Eukaryota; Metazoa; Arthropoda; Insecta; Lepidoptera; Bombycidae
Exons: 1
Coding region: 1-2148 (715 amino acids)
Biological process (GO): DNA integration
Molecular function (GO): nucleic acid binding
Source: RefSeq, a predicted model, not a curated record
AUGGGAUUCCGGACACAUCCACGAGACCCAAAGGAUGUAGAAGCACGAACCCCGACCAAACGAGAAGUGACUAGCGCGGUAAUGUCAACCUUCGACCCUAUGGGGCUGGCAUCACCCGUGCUAAUAGAAGGGAAAGCGCUCAUUCAGAGCAUUUGGCGGAGCGGGAUCGACUGGGACGACGUCAUCCUGGAAAAGGACGAGGUGGCGUGGAAACGUUAUAUGGAGAACCUUCGCAUGUUGCAAGGCCUCCGAAUAGCAAGGUGCUUCUCGUACUGUAACACUGAGGGGGAGCUGCACACGUUCACCGACGCCAGCGAGAAGGCCUACGCGUGUGCAGUCUAUUGGCGUCAGAAGACAGACGAGAGCACCUACCGCGUCACGCUUCUAGCAGGGAAAGCCAGGGUGACCCCACUGAGACCAGUCUCUAUCCCAAGGCUGGAGCUGCAAGCUGCACUGCUGGGGACAAGGAUGGCGCAGGCGAUAGCGAACGAAUUGGACAUCGCGGUCGGCAGAAGGACGUACUGGACUGACUCCAGUACAGUUCUGACAUGGAUAAAGACCGACCCACGCACGUUCAAACCUUUCGUUGCGCACCGACUCGCCGAGAUAGAAGAGUCAACGAAGCCCCAAGAAUGGCGAUGGGUGCCUGGCUCGCAGAACCCAGCAGACGACGCAACUAGAGAGGCGCCGGCGGAUUUCGACCACACGCAUCGGUGGUUUAAUGGACCCGAGUUCCUGAUGUGGGAUGAAUCGCGCUGGCCCAAGCCGCGAACAUUCAAGCAAGAACCGUCUGGAGAAGAGAAAGAGGCCUACCUGGUCGCCACGGCGAGGACCGCUGACGCUCAACCCACGCCCGAUCCGCACAGAUUCUCGAGCUGGGUCAGGUUAUUGAGAGCAACAGCCAGGGUCCUCCAAUUUAUCGAGCUGUGUCGACCCCGGAAGGAGAGCGCCUGCGUGUCCAGACAAUUGGAGCAGCAAGAUCCCACGUGGAGGACGACGCGAGCGAAGCAGCCCCGAUCAACAUGGAAGAUAAGGACUCCAGAAGCACCUACAGAAGCGUGGCUGCCGCUCGAUCCGCCCCACUUGAAGAAGGCGGAGAAGAUCCUACUGAGAAGCAGCCAAGGAGAGAGCUUCGGUGAAAAAGAUCCCGAACGUCACCCCAAGUUGCGACGGCUCGACGUCGUGAUGGAAGAUGGCCUGUUGCGCCUGCGCGGACGUAUUGACGCAGCGCAAUACAUAGAUGCAGGCUGCAAGCGACCGAUCGUGCUGGACGGGAAGCACGUGAUAGCGAGAUUAUUGAUCAAACACUAUCACGAGGCGUUCCAGCACGGUAACCACGCAACGGUGAUGAACGAGGUGCGGCAGCGCUACUGGAUCCUAGGUCUAAGAUCGAUCAUUCGAGCGACGGCCGUCCGAUGCCAGUGGUGCAAGGUCUAUCGGAGUACACCACGACUACCGCCCACCGGAGACCUGCCGAUAGAGCGGCUACGACAUGGAGAGCCGCCGUUCACCUGUGCUGCCGUCGAUUACUUCGGGCCGAUGACGGUGACUGUAGGACGACGUCACGAGAAGAGGUGGGGCGUGCUGUUCACAUGCCUCACCACGAGAGCAGUCCACAUGGAGCUAGCAGCGUCACUGACGGCAGACUCAAUGCUGUUAGCGCUGCGCAGGAUGGCCGCCCGACGAGGAAUGCCCAAAGUCAUUUACAGCGACAAUGGGACUAACUUCGUCGGCGCCAACAAGGAGCUCAAGCAGGCAAUCGAGAAUGCAAGGGAAGCAGACGUCGUGUCACGGGCCGCUCAGAUGAACAUAAAAUGGAAGUUCAUCCCGCCAGGAGCGCCGAACAUGGGAGGCGCGUGGGAACGUUUGGUGCGGUCCGUGAAGACCGCGCUGGCAGUCACACUGAAGGAAAGACACCCGAGGGAAGAAGUUCUGCACACUCUUCUGUUGGAGGCGGAGCACGUCGUCAAUUCGAGACCGCUCGUCGCCAGGGAAGAGAGUUGGGAGUCAGAAGCACUCACGCCGAACCACUUCCUCAUAGGGAGAUCCUGCGGAGCUCCAAGCAUCGGCGACUACAGAGACGAAGACCUGACCGGCAAAAAGAACAUGGAGAGUGGCGAAGCGUAUGGAAGACCACUUCUGGAGUAG